Molecule: messenger RNA, 1464 nt
Organism: Melampsora larici-populina 98AG31
Lineage: Eukaryota; Fungi; Basidiomycota; Pucciniomycetes; Pucciniales; Melampsoraceae
Exons: 9
Coding region: 1-1464 (487 amino acids)
Biological process (GO): DNA repair; DNA recombination; Okazaki fragment processing involved in mitotic DNA replication
Cellular component (GO): nucleus; mitochondrion
Molecular function (GO): DNA ligase (ATP) activity; DNA binding
Source: RefSeq, a predicted model, not a curated record
AUGAGAAGCUCACUCUCCGACAAAUCAAAAAUCGUUACUCAUCAAAAGAGCAUAUACGCUGCGGCCAAAAAGUUGAAGGAAAACACUGGAAUUGGCUGGGUUAAAGGGGAAUGUCAAGUAGAUAUGCCGCAGGAAUGGUGGAACAAUGAAGGCAUGAAACACCAGGAUGCUCUCCAAUUCCACAAGCAUGCCUUCAUCUUCUUUGAUCAAAUGGACGAAUUGCUCCAUUUCUCAAAACCUACUGGAUCCUUACGUACUGGAACCAGCAGCAAUGCCCGAGUCAAAGCAAAAAAAGUGGAGGAUGAAGGUGAUGAAGACGAUCAAGUAGGUAAAAAAUCUUGUGACAUACGUAAAAAAGAUGAAGACUUGAAUCAAGAGGUUGUUGGAAAUGACCGAGUUAUUGUACUUGAUGGAGCCGACUCCAGCAAAAUCAACGUUGGUACAGAUAAAGCUGAAGAGACCGCCAAUCCGACUGAGCCAAUAUCAAACAAAGUAUCACAUGUCAAACAAGCAGCUCCAUCAAAACCGAGUAAACAAAAGCAACCAGACUCAGAUGACUCGGAUGCAUCAAUCUCUUUAGUUAAACCAGCCAAAACCAACAACAAGAAGAAGGCACCUGCUCGUGAGGUGACGCCGGGCACACUUGCCAAUGCCAUUGCUGCCACUUCCACCGACUCAGUCUUACGUACCCAGAAAUUACUUGACAGCAAGGCAGCUCAAUCUGCUGAACGAGAUACCGCGAUUGCAGCAGCUGCUCGAAUCAGAUCCGAACGCCAUGCUCAUCAACAAGAGGCGAUUGCAAUUUUCAAUGUCAAGAGCAAAGUCGAAUUUCCUGAUGUUCAGAAUCGAUUAAUUGCCAUUGAUGUCAUAGCCGAAGAGCGCGAAGCUGCUUUAUUUGCUGGUUUAGAUGACGAAAUGGCCUGGAUUUGGCUUAAAAAUCAGAUCUCUUUAGAUUCAAAGGAUCAUGAACAAGUUACUAAAACUGAUGAUCAAGAUAAAAUCACCAAAGCAAGCAACAAACAAGAGGCAUCAACUGAAGUUGCAAAAAACAAAAAUGAUGGAGAAGAAGAAGACAAAGAAGAUGAUGAAGAAGAUGAGACAGGAGAAGAUUUAGCUAAAGGAACACCAAUCCCAUAUGCAACUUUGGUUCAUACCUUUACUUUGAUUGACACGACUACCGAACGACUAGAAAUCACUAAAUAUCUAAGUCAACAUCUUACAAAACUGUGUCCUGAUUAUGAAAGGAUUGAACUUGGAAUUGGUGAAUCAAUCUUGGUCAAAGGUAUUGGAUCUUCAAUGGGUAGAACACCUACUCAAGUCAAAGCUGAUUUUAAAAAAGGAGGAUAUUUACGUUUAGUAGCACAAAACAGUGAAUCCACCAAAAAAACUAUGUUUAAACCAACGGUCAGAAUUUUUCUUUGUAGUGAGGACAUUGCAGUACUCUACAAUCAGAUGGAAAUCUGA